Mobula hypostoma (lesser devil ray) is the source of this 7454-nucleotide messenger RNA. It is a transcript of the gene erap1b, whose product is annotated as endoplasmic reticulum aminopeptidase 1b. Gene Ontology annotation, cellular component: cytoplasm. Gene Ontology annotation, molecular function: zinc ion binding; peptide binding; metalloaminopeptidase activity. Gene Ontology annotation, biological process: peptide catabolic process; proteolysis. Bases 275 to 3145 code for a protein of 956 amino acids. Lineage: Eukaryota; Metazoa; Chordata; Chondrichthyes; Myliobatiformes; Myliobatidae. The transcript has 19 exons. The record is from RefSeq and is a predicted model, not a curated record.
AUUGGAUGUAGGCCUAAAGGUUGUUAGCUUUUCUUUUUAUUUUCACUUUCACUUCUGCCGGGGAAUCGAUUGAGGCCUCUCAUUCGGGAGUCGCGAAGUCGGCAGAGCAAUAUUGCUCGGUUAUAAAGGACAUUGCUAUUUUCAGGAUGUGUGAAGCUUUAUUUACAAAAAGCCACUAAAUGACCAUUACAACGUAGCACUGCGUGAAAAGGAAAACAGUGAACUUCUUUUGAAAGACUUUGGAGGUGACGGUACCACUGUAACUGUCAUCUAAAUGGCAACUGCCAAGUCCCUGCAAUUAAUAGGACUUAUCACAAUUAUAGUCCUUUCAGUUGUGGAUGGCUUAAAACAUGAUCAGAAUAGUGGGGAGGAGCCAGAUUAUCCCUUCACAUCGAAUGGGCAGAGAUUCCCCUGGAACAGAAUGAGAUUACCUGACACCAUUUUGCCCGUACAUUAUGAGCUGCUUAUCCACCCAAAUCUGACCACGCUGACCUUCUCUGCAUCUGUCAGGAUUGAAGUUUCCAUUGGAAUGGAUACCAAUUCUAUCAUCUUGCAUAGCAAAAAGCUCGACAUCAUCAAGGCAACUAUUGCUCUGUUGAGAGAGGGUGGAUCAACUGAACCAGAAAGCAACCUACGGCUUUUGGAAUAUCUACCAUAUGACCAAAUUGCCCUUCUGUCCAAUGGAACCUUAUACUCCGGAAAUACAUACCUGAUUAAUAUUGACUACAUUGGCAAUCUUUCGGAUAGCUACCAUGGUUUUUACAAGGGCAGCUAUAAAACACAAGAUGGUGAAUUAAGAGUGUUAGCUUCUACUCAGUUUGAACCUACUGCAGCGCGCAUGGCCUUUCCAUGCUUUGAUGAGCCUGCCUUCAAAGCCAAAUUUACAAUCAAAAUACAAAGGGAAUCCAGACACAUCGCUCUCUCCAACAUGCCCAUUGUAAACUCGGUUAAAUUAGCUGAUGGACUCAUUGAGGAUCAGUUUGAUACAAGUGUAAAGAUGAGUACAUACCUAGUGGCCUUCAUUGUGGCGGACUUUAAAUGCAUCAUGAAAGAGAACAAGCGUGGAAUUAAGGUCUCAGUGUGCUCGGUUCCAGACAAGAUCAACCAGACUUCAUUUGCACUAGAAGCAGCUGUGAAACUCUUAGACUUCUAUGAAGAUUACUUUACUAUUCCCUACCCGCUGCCGAAACAAGAUUUGGCAGCAAUCCCUGACUUUCAGUCUGGGGCUAUGGAGAACUGGGGCUUAACAACCUACAGAGAAACAGCCCUGCUUUAUAACCCUGGAACCUCCUCGGCCUCUGAGAAACUCUGGAUCACCAUGGUUAUAGCACACGAGCUGGCUCAUCAGUGGUUUGGCAACUUGGUGACCAUGGAGUGGUGGAAUGAUCUGUGGCUGAAUGAAGGAUUUGCCAAAUUUAUGGAAUACGUCUCCGUUAACAUCACAUUCCCGGAGCUGCAAGUUAAAGAGUUCUUCUUGGACAAGUUUUUCAGUGCCAUGGAAGUGGAUGCCUUGAGUUCUUCACAUCCGGUGUCAACUCAGGUGGAAAGUCCCACGCAGAUCCUGGAGAUGUUUGAUGAGGUCUCUUAUGAAAAGGGAGCCUGCAUUCUGAACAUGCUGAUGGACUAUCUGACAGAAGAUGUUUUUAAAGCUGGCACGAUCAGCUACCUCCAACGCCACAGCUAUGCAAAUGCAAAGAAUGAGGAUUUAUGGAAUAGUUUGACUAAUAUUUGUCAUUCGGAGGAUGCACACGGAAAUAGACUAAAUGUGCCACAAUACUGCAAAGGAAAUUCAGAUCUCCCUCCUGGUUCACAUUGGUUCAUGGAAGAUGUCCUUGAUGUAAAGACUAUGAUGAAUACUUGGACUCUUCAGAAGGGGUUCCCAUUAGUAACUGUUACCAUGCAAGGAAGACAAGUCUUUUUACAGCAAGAGUACUUUCAGAAAGGUUCUAAGAUCCAAGAUCCAAACUCGGAAACUGCAAGUUACCUGUGGCACAUUCCACUAACUUACAUUACAAGCCACUCCAAAACCAUCCAGAGGCAUUUGAUGAAGACCAAAAAAGAUGUUAUCACUCUUCCGAGGGAAGUGAACUGGAUAAAGUUCAAUGUGGAUAUGAAUGGUUAUUACAUUGUGCAUUAUGAAAAUGACGGAUGGGAUGCAUUAAUCAAACUACUGAGAAAAAACCACGCGAUCCUCAGUAGCAAUGACCGAGCAAACCUUAUUAACAACGCCUUUCAGCUUGUGAGUGUCGGGAAGCUGCCACUUGACAAGGCCCUUGACUUGACGCUGUAUCUGAGGAAUGAAAUGAGCACUAUGCCAGUCUUCCAAGGCAUGAAUGAGCUUAUACCCAUCUAUAAGCUUAUGGAGAAGAGGGAAAUGAUGGAAAUUGAAACUAAAAUGAAGGCAUACAUAGUUGACUUAUUUAAGAACCUGAUUGACCAGCAAUCAUGGAGUAAUGAUGGUACGAUUUCAGAACGAAUGCUACGCAGCUCACUUCUGGUAUUUGCCUGCGUUCGCAAAUACCAGCCCUGUGUUGACAAAGCGGAGGAAUACUUCAGGAAAUGGAAGGACUCCAAUGGUACUUUGAGCUUGCCCACCGAUGUUGCCACAGCCAUCUUUGCAGUUGGAGCCCAGACAGCAGAAGGGUGGGACUUCCUCUUCGAGAAAUAUAGGCGCUCGAUCUUCACUUCAGAAAAGAGCAAAAUUAAGAGUGCCUUAACAAUCACCAACAAUACAGAGAAACUCCAGUGGUUAAUGGAUCAAAGUUUGAAAGGCGAUAUUCUCAAAACACAAGAUCUGCCUUAUAUCAUUGUUCUGGUCAGCAAAAACCCAAAAGGACAUAAUCUUGCUUGGGAAUUUUUUAAGAAGAACUGGGAUACGUUGGUUCAAAAGUUUGAACUUGGUUCGCAUUCAAUUGCUCAUAUUGUGACUGGUAUUCUGUCCUACUAUUCUACAAGGCUCAAGCUUGAAGAGGUCCAAAGAUUUUUUGAAUCAUUGAAGGACGAUGGCUCGCAGCUCCGUUGUAUUCAACAGGCAACUGAAACAAUUGAGGAGAACAUCCAGUGGAUGGACAAGAACCUGGACAAGAUCAGUACAUGGUUGGAGAACUUAAAAUCAGCUGGCGAAUUCAGUGGCAAUAUCCAUUGAACACAACUCAAUGGUUAUAUACUGAGAUGCUGAAUAUGGUGCAGAGCUAAUUUGGAUACUGUCUGGAAAAAUUCAACUGUGCACAGAAAUCCUACAAACAACACAGGCAAUAAACACUGAAACAGGUCUUGACUGGAGGCUUGAGAUUUACUUCACUGACAUCAACCUUACUUAAUCAACUGUAAAUGAAAUUGGAAGUUGUUUCCUUUUCUUAGUAAAUGUUCCAAUCCCUGUCUGAUUGCCGAUCUCAAGACAAACUGAUCCUUUCUCCUCCCCACUCCUCUGUUAGUUGUUUCACUAACUACCAAUCUCUUACUGAGAUACUCCCUUGCGCUAACCAAAAUCCCUGCUGAUUUCCCUGAUCAAUGUCUCCAGGAUUCUCCUUCCUUUGUACAGAGCCCCCAACACUCUUUCCAGAUGAGGCAUCACCUCACCUGCGAAUCUGCUUGGGUCGUCUUUUGUGUCUGGCACUCCCAAUGCGGCCUCUCCUACGUUGGUGAGACCCCGUCGUAAGUUGAGGAUCCACUUUGUUGAGCACCUCCGCUCCAUCUGCCAAAAGCAGAACUUCCUGAUGGCCCAACUUUUUAGUUCUGAUUCCCACUUCCAUUCCGAUGAAUCAGCCCCUGGCCUUCUCUUGUGCCAAGAUGAGGCCAUCCUCAUGGUGGAGGAGCAACACCUUGUAUUCCAUCCGGGCCGCCUCCAACCUGAUGUCAUGAAUAUUGAAUUUUCCUUUGGGUAAGAAAAAAAAUUCCCUCCCCCUCCUAUCUCCUUCUAUUCCCCACUCUCGCUUCUCACCUUUUCCCACCUGCCCAUCACCUCCCCCUGGGUCUCUCCUCCUUCCCUUUCUCCUAUAGUCCACUCUCCUGUCUUAUCAGAUUCCUUCCUUUGCAGCCCUUUACCUUCCCUACCCACCUGGUUUCUCCUGUCACCUUCCAGCUAUCCUCCUUCCCCCUUCCCACACCUUUUUAUUCUGGCAUCUUGCCCCUUGCUUUGCAGUCCUGAGGCAGAGUCUCAGCCAGAGCAUCAACUGUUUAUUCAUUUCCGUAGAUGCUUCUUGACCUGCUGAGUUCCUCCUCUAAUAUGCUCUCAAACUUGCUUCUUCUAGGAGCUCCACUUCUAACACAGGUUAGAGUAGAUCCUCCCACUAUGACAUGCUUCCAUCACCCUCCCCUAUCUGCUUGCCUACACAACUCUCUUGUCCACUCGUCCCUCCCACUCAUCUCUCUCCUGGCAGUUAUCCCUGCAAGCAGGACAAGCGUUAAACCUGCCCAUACAUUUUGUCCCUCACCACCCCUAACAGUUCUUCCAGGUGAGGCAACUCUUCACCUGCGAGCCUAUCAGAGUCCUCUAUUGUAUCAGGUGCUCCUCUACAUAGGCGAGACCCAACACAGAUCGGGGGACUGCUUUCUGGAGCACCUUCACUCUGUCUGCCACAAGAUGCAAGAUCUCCUGGUGUAUACCCAUUUCAAUUUGACUUCAGAUUCCCAUUCUGACAUGUCUGUCUAUGACCAAAUCUACUGGCAUGAUGAGGCAAAAUUCAUGUUAGAGGAACAAUAUCUCAUAUUCUGUCUGGUUAGCCUCCAACCUGAUGGCACGAACCUCAAUUUCUCCCCCUUCCUCCUUCCUCCCCCCUCGCACCUUUUUAUUUGGGUUUCUGCCCCCUCUUUUCCACACCUGAUGAAGGGUCUGGGCCCUAAACGCCAACUGUUAGUUCCCCUCCAUAGAUGCUGCCUGACCUGCUGAGAUCCUCUGCCAUUCUGUGUGGAUAUCAAUAGUCUCUAUCCAACUAACUGCAACCUCGGGAAAAUAAUGUUCCACAGAAUUGUCACACAUUAUUUCCCUUUUACAUUUCCCUCCAUAGAUGCUGCCUGAUCUGCUGAGUUCCUCCAGCAUUUUGUGCGUGUUGCUUUGAAGAGGAUUCAAAGUGCAAAGCCUGCCCUAUGGUGCACAUGAUUGGUGCCCUGCACUCAUUGGAAACCUAGUGAUAGAUAGCUCAAACAAAACAAGUGAAUUGUUAACAGACAUUUCCAGGCCUCUGAUGAUCUCUUGACCACUGAUUCUUACUGGAAGAUUUCUGGACCCAGCUGGGCCAGAAAUACUUGUCACGUGGUGCAAGGUUUUUAAUCUGCUGUUAUUUGAAAAGCAAGUGGUAAUUGAACUUUCAGCUUGUGUGAGCAUGGUACGUUUUGAUAAAUUGUAUGUCGUUUGGAGCUUAGAUUUAUUUUUGGGAAUAGCAUUGUCUUUCGAGUCGAUGUUGAAGGGAGUCGUUAUUUCAUUAGUUAUAGUUAUGUGCUGCUGACAGUGUAGUUGUGUUGGGGUCUUCACCUCAAAUGGGCAUUGAGUUACUCCAUAGCCUGCUGUAGUCACAGUGGGAUAAGUGAAGUGGUUGUCAGUACUGAUACAGGCCACAGGUGAACCCUGACCACAAGACAUAGGAGCAGAAUUAAGCCAUUUGGCCUAUCGUCUAGUCUGCCCUUCAAUCGUGGCUGAUUUAUUAUCCCUCUCAAAUCCUUCUGCCUUCUCCCCGUAACCUUUGACACCUUUACUAAUUAUAACCCAUUAAUCUCCAAUUUAAAUAUACCCAGUGACAUGGCCUCCAUAACUGUCUGUUGCAGUGAAUUCCACAGAUUCACCACCCUCUGGCUAAAGAAAUUCCUCCUCAUCUGUUUCAAAAGGACGUCCUUGUUUUCUGAAGCUGUGGCCUUUGGUGCUAGACUCCCCCAAGAUAGGGAACAUCCUCUUCCCGUUCACUCUAUCCAGGCUUUUCAAAUUCAAUAGGUAUGAAUGAGAUCCCCUCUCAUUCUUCCAAAGCCCAACAAGUACAGGCCCAGAGCCAUCAAACACUGCUGAUAUAUUAACCCUUUCAUUCCCAUGACCAUUCUCUCUGGACCCUGUCUAGUGUCAGUAGAUCCUAUUUUAGAUAUGGGGACUGGUCAUUACUGUUGACUGAUAGACCACCAGAUUAACAGGCCCUUCAGUCUCGCAGCAUUUCCCGUUGAAUAUGGCGGAGGUUGCUAUAUCGUCCUCUCUUUUGUUCAAACCAGAGAUGAGGAGGAAUUCCUUUAGCCAGAGGGUGGAGAAUCUGUGGAAUUAAUUGCCACGGACAGCUGCAGAGGCCAAGUCAUUUGGUGUUUUUAAACUGGAGGUUGAUAGGUACUUAAUUAGUCAGGGUGUCAAAGGUUAUGGGGAGAAGGCGGGAGAAUGAUGUUGAGAGGGAUAAUACAUCAGUCAUGAUAGAGUGGCAGAGCAGACUCGAUGGGCUGAAUGGCCUAGGUCUGCUCCUGGAUCUGAUGGCCUUUAUGCUGUUGGCCCUGGCAGCUCAACGAUAGACCUCUGCACACCAAAGCACAUUGCUGGGAAAGCAGCAGUACCAGAGCAGGGAUUAAUGGCAGCCUGACUUCUCAGAGCAGAGCCAUUCAGUAAAUCCCUGAGCUUCAGUGUUGACAGUGUAUGAAGCAACAGCUGUGGCUUACUGGAUAGCAUGGGAGGUCACCCAUUCACCUAGUCAACGUUAACAUUCAUCAUUCAAGCAACAUCACUAAAAUAGAUGAUCUUUUCAUUAUCACAUUGCUGCUAGUGACACUGUGUGUUAAUUGCUGUUUUUGGCAUUAUGAUGUGACUUUAUUUCUAAAGUGCUUAAUUGGCUGUAAAAUAUUGUGGGGCAUCUGGAGGUCGUGAAUGACUUUAAUUUCAAGAACUUUAUGCGUAAGAUGACUUUGGCAUUUUACUUGUUGACGUGCUCAAAGUUAACACUGUUGAUCUACUAUUUUGUGUGCAACUUAAUUCUAUAAUUUCAACUUUUAUCAAUAGAUUAAUGAAUCUUAGUGUUUGCCCACAAAUUUGUUUGCUAUGGCUUUGUAGUUUUAAUAAAUUUCUUCAGCAUUUGAUUAUUUAAACUUAAGCAAGCACAGUAACUUUAAAUUGUGCUUUUUUGUGACAUGAUAUUAAACUUAUUUGCCAAGAUGAUCAGAUCACUAAAUUAACUUUGUGUUGUUGGCCAGUGGAAAUUGGUACUGUUAGAUUUAGAGUAGUGUGUUUCAAUCUAACUAGUGCCAGAGUACUGUAGAAAUAGGCCCUGUGGUCAAUUAGUCUAUGCUCUUCUUACCUUUUUCCUAGACCCAUGUAAAGUCUAAUUUGCAUUUCCACACUGGCUUCAGAUCUGUGCCAAUUCUAACAGAAUUUACUCUCCAGCUAUGAUGCUCCAUUUCAGGUCAGUUGGAUUUUUUUCUCUCUCUUUGAUUAUUAUAUCUAUUCCCCUAUUCUGCUUGUAAGGGAAAUCAGUGUGGAGAAUAAAUUUUGAAUUGUGAAA